AUGAAUAUGAAGAUACAAAAAUUGGAAGAAGAUUUGGAUGAAGAUGAUUAUGAUGAUAAUAUUGGAGCGACUAAUUUGAUACAAUUAUUGGAUAUUACUAAAGCGUGAGUUUGAAAAACAUUGGAAAUCUAGGGAUGCUGGAAGGGUCCAAAAACCUGUAAAAGUUAUAAAAUUCAGAAUGUUCGGAACAUUGAUUUAUUUAUUUAUUGAAUCAUAUCACAUUAUAUACAUUGAAAAAAAUACAUCAUAAAAUCAAAAUAUUUUUAAGAUGGCGAGAAAUCUGAAAUAAAGCAAACUUUUUAAAAAAUAGCACAAAUGUUCCUACAAAAAUGCUUGUCUUAAUGAUCUUUAGUAUAAACAUUACUAUCAAUACGCAAACACACAUCAAAAUUAAUUUCUGUUUGAUCAAAAGAUCAAUAUUUUCAGAUUUCGACCAUACCCAUUAUUUAUAACAUGUUCGAUGGCUUUUUUAUGGUCGCUUUGCGCACUUUCAGCAAUUUCACCCGCAUUUACAGCGCAAGUUACUGAAAAUUCGGAUUUUCUUACGAUUCAACAAGAUGUGAGUUGGGAAAAAAAUGAGAAAAAUAUUAAUAAGACAAUUAUUUUACAGUUCAAUCUAACAUCGAGUUAUAUAAUUGAUCCGGCUGAAUUUACAACAUCGGUUUAUUUUGCGGGUAAUUUAUUGAUUGGACAGUUUUUUGCCACACUUGCAGAUCGGUUGGUUUUCAAAUUUUCUUGACUAGAAUCAUAACUUUUCCACGUCAUAAAAUUUUUUCAGAUACGGUAGACGUCCUGUAAUUAUUGCAGCACUUUUCAUCUCAGGAAUCGCUGGCUCUUUGGGCUCAUUAGCUUCAAGUUUUCCCCUUUUGCUAUUGGCCAGAUUUUUACAAGGCUCCUGUUAUACAGUAAGUUUCUCUCCCUAUCAGAAACAAUCAAAUAAAACCAAAAAUUCAGCCACUGACAACUGUCAAUUAUGUUUUAUCAAAUGAAAGUAUUCCAAGUCGAUCACAAUCAGUUUCCUCCAUAUUUUUCGGUGUUUCAUGGGUGCUCGGAUAUUGUUUUUUGGCGCCACUUUCGAUUUGGUUUCCAACUUGGCGACUUCUUCAAUUCGCAACUUCUAUACCGUGUGUUGUUAUUGGACUAUUUUUUGUUAUGUAAGAGGUUUUGGGAUUCUGAUUUCUCGAAAAUCGCAAUAUAUUUUUCAAAACAUGUUUGGUAAAAAUUUACAGUUUUUGAAAAAUUUAGGAUACAAAAUGACCAUUAAAAAUAAAACACAUUCUGAAAAAUUCAAAAUUAUUUUUAUUGAAGAAAAAUUUUGAGCCAAAAUUUAAUCUCAGGUUCUUAAUGCUGUUUUAAAUAAAAAAUUUUCACAUGCUCAAAAUAAGGGCCUCAAAAUUUGUAGUAAUUUUUAGAGCGGCCGGAAAACUAGCAAUAACAAGUUCCUGAAAAUUUCAAUUUUAAUAACAUUUUUCAACUCCAUUCUUUCCAGAACUUUGCCAGAAAGUAUUGCUUAUUCAGUUGAACGAAAUCAAAGAAAAUCAGUAGAAAGUUGGAUCAAAAAAGUGAGUUCUUAACUAAAUUUUACCAAAUCUAAUGAAUUUCUCCCCUUUUCAGAAUGAAACAUUUUCUUGCCACAAAAUCCCGGCUGAUAUCGAUCAAAUAUUGGAAAAAGAGAAAAAGACAGGAGCAUCGGAGAACUUGAAAAUUCUUCAAAUUUUUCGAAUGAUUCAUAAUGAUACGGUGAUUAUUCGACGGGUUAUUUUUGAGACAAUUUUAUGGAUUAUCACUUUUAUGACGUAUUGCGCAUUGAGUUUGACGUCGACUACUGUAGGAGAAUCAAAACCGAUUGUUUCGUUUUUAUUUUCGGGUAUUGUUGAAUUGCCUGCUUAUUUGGUUAUACCGAUUACAUUGAAAUGGUGAGUUGAGAGAAUUUUUUUGAAUUUUCAGCAACUCAAAUAAUCUGAAUCCAUUUAGGUGCCGUCGUCGACCUGUUCGAUUUCUAUGCCAUUCAAUCGCCGCAAUUUCCUUAGCCAUCCUAUUUUUCAUUGUUCGCGGUUCCACAUGGCAUUUACCAGUUUGGCUUCUCGCCAAAUUCUGUGCUGCUUGCUGCUAUAUUUUUUGCUUUAUUUAUGCCAACGAAUUAUUUCCAACCUAUUGUAGAUCAUGUCUUAUCGGUGUUUGUUCAACGUUUUGCAAUUUUGGUGCAAUAUUGGCACCGCAUGUUUCAAGUAUGGUGAGUUUUGAGGAAUUUUUUUGGAAUUAAUUUUUAUAAGUUUUGAAUAUUAAAUUUUUAAGCAAAAUUAUCACAAAAACUAUUAAAAUAUGAUUUUUCAAAGUUUCUGAACAACCCUAGGUUAUUGAUUUUUCCAGAAGAAAACAUCACAAUUUAAUUUCAGGACCAAUUUCUACCAAACUUAUCGUUUUUGCUACUUUCUGUCACUGGUAUCAUUUCGGCUUUGUUAAGCCUUGCACAACCCGAGACCAAAGCAUAA
Caenorhabditis angaria is the source of this 2492-nucleotide messenger RNA. Lineage: Eukaryota; Metazoa; Nematoda; Chromadorea; Rhabditida; Rhabditidae. The record is from the annotation of a GenBank genome assembly.